Cyprinodon variegatus (sheepshead minnow) is the source of this 812-nucleotide messenger RNA. It is a transcript of the gene med20, whose product is annotated as mediator complex subunit 20. NCBI's taxonomy places the organism in Eukaryota, Metazoa, Chordata, Actinopteri, Cyprinodontiformes, Cyprinodontidae. Gene Ontology annotation, cellular component: mediator complex. Gene Ontology annotation, biological process: regulation of transcription by RNA polymerase II. Bases 28 to 663 code for a protein of 211 amino acids. Gene Ontology annotation, molecular function: transcription coactivator activity. The record is from RefSeq and is a predicted model, not a curated record. The transcript has 4 exons.
UCCAAAAGAGGAGACCGGAAGUUAUCGAUGGGGGUAACAUGUGUGUGCCAGGUUCCUGUGGUGGAGGGGAAGAGUGUGCAGCAGACAGUGGACCUCCUGCACAAAAAACUCGAGCAGCUGGGGGCCGUGAAACAUGGCAGCUUUUGUGUGGACUGUGAGACAUACCAGUCUACAGGCAACGCAGGAGGUCAGCCCUCUAAGCUCUUAUACGUGAUGCACAACUCUGAGGUUCCCCUGAGCUGCAUGGCCCUGUUUGAAGGAGGACCUUGCCUGACAGCGGACACUAACUUUGACGUCCUCAUGGUGAAGCUGAAGAGUCAUUUUCAGAAUGCCAAGGGACACAAGGUGGAGUGUCGGGGUUCAAGAUAUCGCUACUGUGACUUCUUGAUUAAAGUCGGCACCGUCAUAAUGAGCUCCAGCGCCAGAGGGAUAUCUGUGGAGGUUGAAUACUGCCCCUGUGUUGUCCCAGGGGACUGUUGGAACCUCAUGAGGGAGUUCAUGCAGUCUUUUCUUGGCAACAACGUUCCAGAACUUCCAACUGUCUUUGCUGCCAAACCUGAGGGUCUUUUUGCUCCGGCAGACUGCGUUGACACAAUGACUCAGUACCUGGAGUUGUUCAACAAACUUCGUAAAUUACAGAUCACGGGGAGCAAUGUCCGUUGAUACUUUAACUUUUUUUUUUAUUGAUGCCUUUAUUCUGGUCCUAUGGAUCAGCUUAAUAUUGUAGAGGUGAUGCAAACCCAUCAUUCAUUUUUCUGUAGAUUCAACUGCGCAUUAAUUUCCUUAACUUGAUGAAUUUCUUUUUUGAUAAA